Molecule: messenger RNA, 2181 nt
Organism: Lachancea thermotolerans CBS 6340
Lineage: Eukaryota; Fungi; Ascomycota; Saccharomycetes; Saccharomycetales; Saccharomycetaceae
Gene: EFR3
Product: Efr3p
Exons: 1
Coding region: 1-2181 (726 amino acids)
Biological process (GO): protein localization to plasma membrane
Cellular component (GO): plasma membrane
Source: RefSeq, a predicted model, not a curated record
AUGCGCAUUCUGUUCACUCCCAAGCACCAGAAAUUGGUCAAUCAGUGCUAUCCGACAGGGAGAACGCCAGACAAAAAGCCCAAGUCCUCGGAGACCUCAUAUCUGCUGUACUAUGUAAAUUCCAGACGUACUAAGCUUGAAAAGGUGAGCACCUACUUGGCUAAGAAAUGUGUGGCAGACCUCAACCACAGGCGAAUUGGGAAUAUCACUGUUACUCUUGAGCUCAUGAACAAGAUCGUCAACCACUGCAAAGAGAACCUGAAUGUGUUUGUUAAAGACUUUCUUCAAAUAAUGAUUAAAAUACUCUCGAACGCUAAUGUUAACAACGACGUCGGCGUCUUAGAAAAGGUGGAGGAGACGUUUGGAAGCAUAUGCCGGAAUUUAGAUGGUGCCAUGUGCAAUGGAGAUACGGAGUUUAUCGACAUGUUCGAAGUUUUUGUCAACUUGUACCUCGAGGUCGUAACAGAUCGUCUGCGCGACGACAUUCUGCUUCUCAAAGGCUGUUCAGAUAUCUCAGUUGUUACUAACCUUGCGGCCACCCCACAAGCUAGUAAGCUGUUAUCUAGAGCCGCUGAACUAUCACUCACAAAAUAUCAGGAAAGAAACCCGCAAUAUAGGGUGAAGAAUUUAGAAGCUUCCUCAGAUCAGCCAAUCGCGAAGAGACUCACCAGAACACAGACUCAGGUGCCAGGCUUGGAUGACCUAACUAACAGUGACGAUGAAGCGGUCAAUGCACUACGCUCAUUUUUCAACACUGCUGAGACUGACAAGUUAACCUUAGCAAUAAAGGCCUUGCUCAAAGUGCUAUUGAGAAUUCCAAACAAGAGUUUACUUCAAUUCAUCUGUAAUGGAAUUCCGGUUCAUUUGAGAUAUAUUGUUAUCCUCAUCUUCAUCCGUCAGCUCGACAAAGACAAGGAGCAAUCUGUGAUAGUUCUUAAAUUGAUCUCAAGCUUACUCGUUUCCGAAGUGAGUAUUGUUGGUCUAAGUAUUCUUGACGUUAUGCGCAAACUGCUCAAUACUCAACUUGCUGCAGGUGCCACUGCAGAGACAAGCAACCAAUGCGCUACCACCAUAGGCGACCUAAACCGAAAGACUUACUAUAAAGAUCAAACCUCUGACAUGUUUUCCGAAAUUCUCUUGAGGUUGAGAGACGAAAGAAAUUUGAAGUUUCACAAUAUACUGCGUCGUGAUAUACAGGAACUCGCGGCAUCGACCUACACACCUUCGUUGAGCUUGGAAAUGUUCCUAGAUCUCACUGCAUAUGUCGAUCGCCCUCUCAAACUUUUCAGCGUUGUCAGCGAGUCGGUCAGCGGGUCGUUUUCGAUAUCGAAGUUGUUUCACUUCAUAGACUCCCUAACAUCUGAAGGUCUACAACAAGAGUUUAUUGCUGCAGCGUUCUCUAAAUUCAAAGGAAUUGCGCUCCUUGCCGGUUUAAAGCAUUACUUGGAGUACGAUAGUAAAAACAAUGACCCUUACUACAUAUACCACGAAGAGGCCGCAAAAUUCCUGGGCAUAAGCGACUACAGAAAUCAAGCCCAAUAUAAAAGAAAAUCUGGAGAGCGUUUCUCUCGUGACGACUUGUUAAACUACUAUUCUGAUGUUGAGACGAACAAAUACUCCGAAAAAGGCAGGAGAAUCAUUGCUUCCAACGGAAAUAAUAUUUCAACAACUGACUUGGUGUCCCACAGUAACAAUAACGAAGAAACUCAUAACAAAGAAAGCUUCGCGCUGCCCCUGCCAUCGAACAACAACUACGAAUACACGCCAAAGUUUACUGUCUCCUCCGACGUGCGCUCCUUAAAAACACUUAGAUACAAUUCACCAAAGGUGAAAGACCUAAAAGCAGCGGAACUUAAGGGAGCUCCUGCCUCAAAAAGAAAUGGCUUAUCAAGAGGCUCGCAGUCAGUUAAAUCUCACAUAACAAACAUUACCUUCCUCCUAUCAGAACUUGAUGACGAUUGCAACGAAAUAAAAAUUCAAGAUCCAGACGAUGAGGAAGUAGUCGGUCUUGAGAAAACUGCGAUAGCUAGAUCCGAAAGCCUCAAGCUGCUCAACAACGCAUCUAAGGGAGCAAAGCGACUCAGCAUUCCCGUGAGACUUCAAGAGGACGAGGACGACUUUAAGGACGCCAAUGAAGACGUGCAGAUAACAUCCACCAGGGGAAAGCUGUUCGCGGCUUAG